Vollenhovia emeryi is the source of this 3977-nucleotide messenger RNA. RefSeq names its product enhancer of mRNA-decapping protein 4 (gene Ge-1). Gene Ontology annotation, biological process: deadenylation-independent decapping of nuclear-transcribed mRNA. Lineage: Eukaryota; Metazoa; Arthropoda; Insecta; Hymenoptera; Formicidae. The transcript is spliced from 9 exons. Bases 181 to 3453 code for a protein of 1090 amino acids. Gene Ontology annotation, molecular function: protein binding. Gene Ontology annotation, cellular component: P-body. The record is from RefSeq and is a predicted model, not a curated record.
GUACCGACAAGUGGGUGAUGGCCGCCUGACGUUUCACUUUCGUUGGAAUUUGCCGAAUUGAUCUCGCGUGCUCGAGAUCACGACGACGGGACGACGAACGGCGUCGGUGAUGAGCGCGCGGCUGCUCCAUUAGAUCCAUUCGAUCCCGAACAAGCGGCACGGCGAGCAACGGCAGCAUUGAUGCCCGAGAGGGACGCGGCCGGCGACAUGAGCAAGACUGGGGAGGGCAAUCUGAGGCAUCUCUAUCAGCAGACGGUGGAGUUCAGCGGACGGGAGGAUCAACAUUCAGUUGAGCUAUGUAGCACAGAUGUGGUCAUCGUUCCUUCCCCCGGGGAUCACGACCAUGGCAGUUCUAAAGUAAAAUUGAAGAACAUCGUUGAUUUCACAUGGGAUCACCAUCUUUACACCGGCCAGUUGUUAGCCGUUCAUGUAUCUGGAAAAUAUUUAGCCUACGGUUUAAAAGUUGGUACCGGUGGUGGGGUAGUUCGUGUUGUGUUCAAGGAAUUAGAACAUAGAGCUCUGCUGCGAGGAAUGCGUGGUACUAUUCAAGAUCUUGCGUUCGCCCAUGUUUCCAAUGCAAUUCUUGCGUGUAUCGAUUAUACAGGAUCGCUUUUUAUACACACGAUUGAACCCACGCCGUCUGAAUUAUUAUGUAGUUUAGUAUUACAAGUGGACGCGGAAGACGUUUCUCCGACCAGUCACCGAGUGAUCUGGUGUCCGUACAUCCCAGAGGAUGUCUCUGGCGAUGCCUCCGACGUGGACGAAGUAUCAAAAUUACUAGUCGUAACUCGUGGCUCCAAAGUUGAAUUGUGGUCGGUUGCGACGAUAGCGUCGAGAUUUAGAUCAGUAGAAGUAACAGAUCCGAGUAUUAAGGAAAGUGGCGGCAUGAUGGAAAUUGAUCAGCACUCGGGAACUAUUGUUGAAGCUACACUUAGUCCGGACGGUACUGCGUUAGCAACUGCUAGUACAGACGGAGAAGUGAAAUUCUUUCAAGUCUUCCUUCAUAGUAAUUCUCAAAACGGCCAAUCGCAACCACGUUGUCUACAUCAAUGGAGACCCCAUGGAGGACGACCCAUUUCCUGCCUAUUUUUCCUCGAUGAUCACAAAAAUUAUCAGCCUGAAGUUCAAUUUUGGAGAUUUGCUGUGACGGGGUGUGACAAUAAUUUAGAACUGAAAGUAUGGUCGUGUGAAUUGUGGACUUGUCUACAAACAAUCAAAUUUGUUGUAAAUCCUUCUACGAGCAAAUUGCCCGUACUGAAAGCGGGAUUAGACCUUAGUGCCGGAUAUCUAUUUCUUUCAGACAUAUAUAAUAAAGUUUUAUAUAUACUGAGUCUUUCGAAAGACAAAGGUGAGGCGCUAGCAUGCAUAAGCACGGUAUCAGAGUUUCUCCUGCCAUAUCCAAUUCUAAGCUUCGGAAUUGUCGACGCUGAUCAACGUAAGAUACGGUCUACUGGCGAAUCGCUGGAAGAUCUAUGCGAAGAGAUUGAAGAGAACGACGAACAACUUGUCAUUUCCAUGUAUUUAGUUCAACCAAAGUCGUUGCAGGAGUGUCAUAUUGCCUUCAAGCCUGCCUCGCAAGCAAGUGGCAACUACCUUAUAGAUACACUUACUCACGAUUCACUGGAUUAUCCCGAGGAUCCAGAUAUGCCAGAUCUGGCAACGGUUACUCACAACGGUAUGUCCGAAGAAAAUUGCGAGGGAGAGCGGUCUUUGUCUACUACAAUCGAGGCGACAAUGAAUCACAACAGUGGUAGCUUAAACCUAAUGACGCCUGAUGCGUUCAGUUCGCCUGCGAAAAAAGAGGGCAACGAAUUGGAGUCUAAUCCCGAAAGUCCAGAUUUGAGGAAAGUCUUGUCCAGCAGUCCUAUUGCGCAAGCGGUACAAGCUUUGAACGCAUCUGACCAGCCGCUCGUGAAAAACGAGAUAGAGGAGCAAGCUCCUGCGAGUUGCGGCAGCAGUCCAUCUAGAGAAGUAAGAGAAAUCAUGUCUCAUACUAAAGCGGACGAGGAGACUGAUAUCGACAAGCCGGAAACGAAAACGAACGCCGAUGAGGAUUGGUCUAAUAUCCCAAUGGUCAUGCUUAAAGACGUUAGUGUGCACACGAUGCAAGAUCCGGUAGAAUUUCCCGAAGACGAUGAGAAUGACGGGCAGAAAACGAAAGAUGAGCCGAAGACGUCGUCCCCUCCCGAUGAACCUGGAACGCCGUGGCGAACGAACAACGACAUCAAUCUCGAACUGAACGACAAGUUGAAAUCUAUUUUAGAUAUAAUUCAGGAUCAGUGUCAAGAGCUGAAAGAAUUGCGCACAGAAGUUACUAGAUUGCGGCAAGAAUCGCCAGUAAGCACGCAAUUAGAAUCCGCAUUGGCGAGAAUGUCUCAACAGCAGAAUGCGAACCUGGAGCAAUCUUUCUACGACCAAAUGAGUCGCCAACAUGAAUUUCUAAAUACAUUCGAGACAACGAUCAAAGACAAGAUCGAAAGUACCCUGCCACGUACAGUUGAAGAGACGAUAAAACCAUUCAAACAUCAAAUAAGAUUAGACGCGAAUCAAAUGGACGAACACUUCCAGAAGAACAUCACUGAAUUAAUAAAGAGUUCGCAUGUGAAGGAUACCUUAUCUAUAACGGCUGCCAAUGCAGUUAAACCAGCUGUGGAAAUUGCUUUUAAGGAAACGUUCACGUCUAUCCUUUUACCUAGUAUGGAGAAAAUCUGCAAAAUUAUGUUUAAGCAAAUCCAGGACGCCUUUGUUAAAGGUACUCAUGAAUAUUUACAACAUGUCGAUACAGUUGUCGAUAAACAGUAUCUAAGUCACAAUGAACAGUUGAGCGAAAUGUUAUCAACGUUGGUACGCGAAGAAAUACAGGCUGAAUUGAGUAGAGUUUUGACGACGAUGCAAGAUGGUACUGUUCGAGCAAUUCGGGAUUCUAUACGAGAAAAUCUGAAUCAACACCUUAUAGAAAUUUCCAGUGCACGAUCGAGAGCUACAACGCCUGCUAUACCUGUAACCGCUGUAGCUGAUGCUCAAGCGCGUGUCACGUCUCUCAUUCAAAAAGGUCAAUUAAACGCCGCUUUUCAACAGGCUCUGAGUGCGAGUGAUUUAGGAUUGGUGGUAUUAGCGUGUGAGAAAACGGAACCUGCGAGAGUAUUUUCGUGUACAGGAGCUCAAGGACAAGUUUCAAGAUGUAUUCUGCAGCAGCCUGUUAUUCUUUCUCUUGUUCAACAGUUAUCUGCUGAUUUAGGCCAUCGUACAGAGUUGAAGCACAAGUGGUUGGAAGAAGCAAUACUAAAUUUGGAUCCAAACGAUCCUGUAACACGGGAACAUAUGGGCACGGUGCUAAUGACUCUACAAAAUCAAUUAGCUGCGUUUGUAGCAAGUAAUCCGAAUCAUCGAUCGACGCGCCGUAUGAAAAUGCUCGCUAUGGCUACACGUUCGCUAUUAACUCAACAUCAUUGACCAUCACGUUUGUGAGAUUAUUUAAAUACAUGGUAUAAGAUUUUUUAUGUUCUGUUUAAAAACUACUUUUCUAAAAGCAAUAUUAACAGAAAUCGUAUUUAAGACUGGCAGUAAUUUUCAUGUAGAAUAUAAAACAGGUAUAGAUAUGUGGGUGAAACCAUUAGCACUCGCAUCACUUUACCAGAAACGUUCAGAUUCUAUUUAAUUUUACUUAAGAAAUACGUAUGUAUUUAAUACGUCAUAGACUUUACUUUUUACGCGUUUCAAUAUUUUAAUGAAAUUUUUAAAAUAAUUUCUACAUACGCUAUAUCUGAUUUAAUUCUAAAAUGAAAAAGAAAAACGUUUUAAGUUGAACAUAAUAUUGAUUUGACGAUAGAUUAAUACUAGAAUGUUCAGUGCUAAUGCUGAAAAAGUUUUUUCGUGUCAUACUGUUAAGUUCUGUAUGAACAGUGUUACAUUCUACACGUGUGACGACUAAAAAUAAAUUUCACUUGUAAGUUAAUAAUAAAAAUUAUAAUAUUUCU